AAACACCCUACAGCUCCUGUAGUCAUGGAUAUCUGUCAGACACCCGAGUUCGAGUUUGAAAAUAGUGAAAGUAAUGAAAAUCAAAGCACAGAAGAAAGCAAAUUAAGUUCUACUUGUCCGGAUGGAAGAAAUGAAAGGAAUCAUGUUUGCAGUCUUCUCAAUAUCAGUGCCCUCACCUUGGAAGAAGACCAGAAGGCCCAAGUUACUGCUAUUGGCACAGGAUGGGAGGAGGCCGUCCAAGGCUGGGGCAGGACAGCACCCAACGCCUGCAUCUGGCCCAGGAAGAAACUGAAAAAGGCUAAGGGGGGAGAAAGUUCCAGCAACUGCUUACUCUGUCUCAGUCUCUCCCAAGGCAGCACGGAGGUGAAGCCCCCAUUGUCGGGGAAGCAGGAGCCAGGGGCCUGCAGUGACACGGGCCCCAUCAGCUCUGGGAAGGAGAAGAAAGAGAAGGAUCCCAACACCAUCUCCCAGCCUCAUCUUCCAGGACACCCUCCACCCCCCAGCUCUGUCUCCAGGGAGCUCACCAAGCUCUGCUUUCCUACCUACAACCAGGCCAAAAAGAAAUCUCUACAGAUAAAGGAGUUUAUUUGGUGCCUGGAGGACUGGGCCAACCCUGAGGCUGUGAGGCCCAAGGAGUCCAAGUAUCCCCGUAGUGCUGAACGGCCUGCAGCCUUCAUAGAACCCCUGCCAUCCAAGGCAUUCUUAGUGCUGCCUCCCCUCAAGGCCGCAUCCCCCAAAGGCUUGGAUGUGCUGGCCAAGAAGAGUGGCAACCCCGGCCUCUACUUUCAGCCCGAGGAAAAGGUGGCGAAGGAGUGCGUGGCUUGCGCAUUGGGGCUGAAAACGGGGCACAGGAAAGGUGAGAAGUGGCCCCAGGAGCUGGCCAUGCACCUCAAGGUCAACAACCUGCUGCCUUUUCCUCCCCUGGGGUCCCGGCCACCCCUUCUGGCUGACCCUGAGCACUGCUGUCUGCACUGGUCCCUCCUGGCGGAGAAGAACCCGUUGUGUGCCCCACAGUCCAGGAACCUGCGUUACCUUGCCUACCUGCGCCUCCUGAAAACUCAGGGCCUGCAGGGCUACAGGGCCAAGUUGAAAGGCAAGGAGGCCCGGCACAUGGCCAGCACCCAGAAGCAUGCCCUGACUGACUUGGCCUUGGAGAGCGGACCUCAGAGCCUGGAGGCCAGACUCCUGCCACGACCUCUCCUGCCAGCCCUCACGGUGAGCAGAGUGGUCAUUCCCGUCUCCUCACACAGAUUCCUCUGAGUCACCGCAUAAUAAGGCCCCCUGGGAGUGAGCACCCACUCCCCCUUCCUCUUCCUUUCUCCCCUGCUCUGUUCCCUUCCUCCAUCUCCUGCUCUGUUUUU
Messenger RNA from Suncus etruscus (white-toothed pygmy shrew), 1361 nucleotides. It is a transcript of the gene C14H16orf46, whose product is annotated as chromosome 14 C16orf46 homolog. Bases 25 to 1260 code for a protein of 411 amino acids. The transcript is spliced from 2 exons. The record is from RefSeq and is a predicted model, not a curated record. NCBI's taxonomy places the organism in Eukaryota, Metazoa, Chordata, Mammalia, Eulipotyphla, Soricidae.